AUGACUGAAGCCAAACAAGAUUUAAUUGAAUUAUCAACAAAUCCUUUAGAUGUAUGGAUAAAUACACAUUAUGAUGAAUUGUGUGCAGGUAUGACGUGUGAAAAUGCUCUAUUCUGCAAACCAUCAGACAUGAAAGACAAGAAUUUCCAAAUGAGUAUUAAGGAUAAAUGUGAUAGGAAACAUAGAAGAAUAGACGGUAAACAAACAUGGUGUUAUGUUUUGAAAGAAGAAAUGAAAGGAUUAUAUAAACAGGUUGAACCAAACGAUAAUGAGGAUUCAUUUACUGACGAUGAAAUACCUGUAAAUGAAGCUUUAUAA
Trichomonas vaginalis G3 is the source of this 318-nucleotide messenger RNA. RefSeq lists its product as uncharacterized. The transcript has a single exon. NCBI's taxonomy places the organism in Eukaryota, Parabasalia, Trichomonadida, Trichomonadidae. The coding region runs from base 1 to 318 and encodes 105 amino acids. The record is from RefSeq and is a predicted model, not a curated record.